Molecule: messenger RNA, 1076 nt
Organism: Closterium sp. NIES-67
Lineage: Eukaryota; Viridiplantae; Streptophyta; Zygnematophyceae; Desmidiales; Closteriaceae
Source: the annotation of a GenBank genome assembly
CUUAUAUCGAAUCCUCUGUCCGCGUUUGUGAGUUCAAAAUCGGGAAGUGUCUUAGUAACCGAGGGGAGCAGAAGCCCCAGAGGUACUAUGGAUUGGUUUCACUACAUGCUUCUAGGUCUUAACGCGUUGCUCCUUGUACUCUUUAUAGCGCGAUCCGCUCCGCAACACUGGGUGGUGCCAGCAGCCAGCGGAGCGGGGGAAGCCGCAUCCGCGGAAGGCGCAAUUGCGGGGGGAGUGUCGCUGCGCAUGUCCGCCUGGGGGGAGUCGUGGGAGCAUUGGGGGAAGCGUUUGAUGCUGGGGAAACUGCGGAAAGCGCUGUUCCUAGAUUACACCUCCCCAUCGCCCCCCGGAGUCACCAUUCACGGGCGCGACUGCACGUCUUGCCGCAGGGGGGAGCUGUGCGCCUUCCGCGUGUCCGUGCGCGCGCCCGCGCACUGGGCGGAGGAAGUGCUGCAGGCGCGGAAGCGCAGCUGGUGGAAGCGCGAGCUGACCGUUACAAUGCGGGGGGCCGCCUCGGGGGCGGGGGACGUGCGGUGCCUGGACCCCCCGCGCUGCAGGGAGAUGAGUGUCGCCUACCGGCUGUGGGAUGUCGGGGAAUACUUACAGCUCAGCACGACCUUGUCACCUGGCGCCUCACCGUUCUGCACCGCACCACACCCAACUCCACACACGCGGAGCUUCACAGCAGCAGCAGCAGGAGUCUCGCCUCUGGUGCAACUGCCGACUAUCCCGCCCCACAAUCAGAUCAAAUCUCACCCGAGAAACCCACCCCCUCACUUCCCCACCUCCAAGCAACCACGCCACACCUAAACCCUCCCGAAGCCAACCCCAGACUAGGCUCUCUCCUCCCUGCAAACCCCUGUGCGGGUACUUCCGUCCCCACCCGGUGGAAACUGAGCAACGGCACGUACCACUGGACCCCCUACUUUUGCGCCCACAGAGAGCUUCCCCCGAAUGGGGAGUUUGGAUGUAGCCACAGGGGCACCACCACACAGAGAGAGACCCAGUUCCCCAACAUCUCAUCCACUGCUGACGUCACCCUCUUUGAGGGAGGGUACUGGGGAGCUUCCUUCUGC